GCCUCGCAUUCCGCUUUUCACAACAAAGGCGACGCGAGCGAAGGAACCAACAGCUGUUCGGGAGGAGAUUUUUCGCUCCUGGCACACCAUUUACACCAUUUAUACGCGUAGGAACUCCUCUCCUUGACAGAAUUUAUGGUUGUGUCAGGCAUGUCCAAUCAGUACAAGCGCCCAUCCAUCACCAGCACAGGAGGGAAGAGGCGCUCGGGCAGCACCAAGUUCGAGCUCACAGAAGAACAGAAAAACGAUAUCCAGGAGGCAUUCAAUCUGUUUGACCCCAAUGGCACUGGCACUAUUGACCCCAAGGAGCUCAAGGUCGCCAUGAGGGCCCUGGGCUUCGAACCCAAAAAGGAAGAAAUCAAAAAGAUGGUCGCAGAGAUCGACAAGGACGAGAGCGGCAAGAUAAAGUUCGAAGAGUUCCUGCACCUCAUGACAAUCAAGAUGGCUGAGAAGGAUGUCAAGGAAGAGAUCCUCAAGGCAUUCAAGCUCUUUGACGAUGACAACACCGGAAAGAUCUCCUUCGACAAUCUGAAGCGUGUUGCAGAGACCUUAGGAGAGAAUCUCACCGAUGAAGAGUUGCAAGAAAUGAUUGAAGAGGCAGAUCGCGACGGUGACAAUCAGAUCAACCAAGACGAGUUUUUCCGUAUAAUGAAGAAGACAAGCUUAUAUUAGCCUCAGCAGUGCCAUAAUAGUUUGUGGACUUUCUUCCAAUUUAUAGUUAGAGAAAACAUUGUGCUUCUAAGAGAUACUUUUUAUUUUUGCUGAACAGCUGUAGAACUGUGUCUUUUUAACUCUAUUAUUGUAAGUUGGAUGUGCCCCAUAAAAGCAGUUACUUUAGAAAGUGCAGAAAAUCUUUUGAAAGAAAAACUGCAAUAUUGAUGGUAAUUUUUAUGAAGAACUUUUGCUAUUGUGUUGUGAAAUAGAAGUGUUCAAUUUUUUUUUUUU
Messenger RNA from Penaeus indicus, 945 nucleotides. RefSeq lists its product as uncharacterized. Gene Ontology annotation, cellular component: centrosome; centriole. Bases 136 to 672 code for a protein of 178 amino acids. Lineage: Eukaryota; Metazoa; Arthropoda; Malacostraca; Decapoda; Penaeidae. The record is from RefSeq and is a predicted model, not a curated record. The transcript is spliced from 2 exons. Gene Ontology annotation, biological process: centriole replication; mitotic cell cycle. Gene Ontology annotation, molecular function: calcium ion binding.